CUUGGAGUGAGAGCAGCUCCUUCUGGGCAGCCCUUCCCUUCUCCCUCCUUCUCUGAGGCGGAUCAAACCCACCCAGGCUCCCCCCCCCCCAUUGAAGAAGAAGGGGAGGAGUGUUUCUUGGGGGGGGGCUGGUUCCGGACCAGAAAGGACCCGCCCCGGAGUGACUCCGGAGUUGUUGCCCAAAUAGGGAAGCGGAGCAGCUGGGAAGAAAAGACCAUCUUCUUCUCCUCUUUCUCCUUCCCUUUCUCCUUCCCUCUCUUUCUCCUCUUCCAAGGUUCUGAUCAAGACUCUUCAAAGUCCAGAGGAGCUACUCUCGACUCUCCUUUGGGGAAGGAGUGGGGGAUCCAAGGUGGAUCAUCAUGGCUGGGAUCCACUCUGGGGAUCUUUUGUGAAGAGCCCUGCCCGGAUCCCCUUCCAAAGCAGGGAGGAUGAUGAAUCCCAGCGAGGGUGCGGCUGCCCAGGAGAAAUACAAGCUGGUGGUGGUCGGAGGAGGAGGAGUGGGCAAGAGUGCCCUCACCAUCCAGUUCAUCCAGUCAUAUUUUGUCUCUGACUAUGACCCCACAAUUGAGGACUCAUACACAAAAAUCUGCAACAUUGAUGGCACCCCAACGCGGCUGGACAUCCUGGACACUGCUGGGCAGGAGGAGUUUGGGGCCAUGCGUGAGCAGUACAUGCGUACAGGGGAAGGUUUUCUCCUUGUCUAUGCCAUCAACGACCGUGGCAGUUUCAUUGAGAUCAACAAGUUCCACACUCAGAUACUUAGAGUGAAAGACCGUGAUGAGUUUCCCAUGAUCCUUGUGGGCAACAAGGCUGACUUGGACCUUCAUCGACAGGUGUCCAAAGAGGAGGCCCUCAGUUUUGCCCGGGAGAACCGAAUCCCAUACAUGGAAGCUUCUGCCAAACUCCGUCUCAAUGUGGAUGAAUCGUUCCAUGAGCUGGUGAGGGCCAUCAGGAGGUUUCAUGAGCUGGAGUCUCCCCCAGCCCCAACUGUUAACCCUAAGAAGAAAGAAAGCAGAGGCUGUCCUUGUUCCAUUCUGUAAACUGCCUUCCCGCACCAAGCUACAGAUAUUGGAAAGGGAAAGAAGAGCUGCUCUGGUUCCUUCUAGCAAGAGGAUAGAGCAGGAUUUUCCCCUUGCUCCACCUCCCCCACUGCAACAAGGGCUGGCAAUGUGUAUUCUGCAGUUGUGUCUCAAUACUACACUUUCUCUACUGUCACAAAGGACCCUUCAAACUGGAACAGGGCAGGAAGCGGAUGCAGCCUAUUUCCCCACCACACCCCUUCAGCUCUGCUGCCUUGAACCUGCUGGUUACACCAUGCUGAUAAGUGACACUUGGGGAUGAUCCAAGCCUGCAUAUACUACUCUGACACCUUUCUGUCUUAAAUUUUUCCAAGCAAAUUGCAUUGAUAGGGUUGCCUUAUUGGCACAGGGGUGCACAUGGCAGGAUGACAUAAGGAAUGUAGGUUCAGGGUAGAAAAUUGGAAGAUGCAACAGCCUAGGACAGUUUGGUGAUAUAUUUUGUUGGGACAUUGGAAAGCCAUAGCAGAGGAUCAUACACGUCACUGUCGCUAACGCCAGCAAGCUUCUGCACAUACACAGAUAGGCAUCCAUGCUCCAAGACACAUUGUAUGAAUGCAUUUAAAGCGGCAUUUUAAUCUUUAAAAAAAAAAACCAUAAAAAUAAUCACAGCUCUACUUUUAACAGUUCCCUACCUUCCUUCCCAGUAAGCAAAAAGGCAAGCAAGAGUAGGCACAGAUUUCCUACUCAGUAACUGGCAUUACCCAUUGCACCACUCUGCAUGCAGUCCUGGAACAUGGGGGACAUGUUAUAGCCCUUUGUUCAUCUAGGGCAGAGGAGUAAGACAAGAGGAAAUGAAUUCAAAAUAUUUCUCCCUUGCUCUGAUAUUUUCCCUAAAACAAAGUGCAGCUUAUGUAGACGGAGGUGAAAAUAGCUCCUUCUCCCAACUACGUUUAAAACCUGGCUGGUCUUUGGAAUCAAGUUACAAUACUAGUCACCACUGAUUAUUUUAAAAAGUUAUUUUGUCCAGGAACAGAAUGAUUUGGUUUUACUUAACUUUUUUGUUUUCCUUUUCUGAUACAUCUAGAAACAGUAAAUUCAGAACUUGGAAAAGAUGGGAGCUUUGACUAGAAUUCCCAUAAUCCCCAGCCCAUGGGUAGGUCGGGUUCUGGAAUUGUAAUCCAAAUUAUCCCAAGUGUUGAGUAAGCGAAGUAGCAACUACCAUGUGCCCAUUUUUUGUUAGCAACUCUUCCAUGGCCAGUGAACUGAUCAUAUCCUGGGAUUUCCCAGUUAUAUCCUCAGAGGCACAACCAUGUUUAAAUAUCAGUGCCUUUCUUGUAUGUGUAUUGAGUGGUCUUUCCCAAUGGACCUCUUGAUUGUUUUCUUGUUCUUUCUUCCACCAAAGAGGCAAAUUGUCUACUUAACAUUCAGAGACACAGCUGUAUUAGUCUGGAAUAUCAGUAUGCAAAGGGUAGCACCUUAUUAGAGAUCACAAAAGAAGUUGUAGCAUAAGCUUUCGUAGACUUGGUCCAAUUUGUCAGAUGCAAGAUAUCUACCUAACAGUCCAUCCAGUAUUUGUUUAUAUUUCACAAAUGCUCUAUCUGCUAUAGAGCAAAGGGAUCAUGUUCAAUGGGCAUGUUUUUGAGUAGUUAGAAGAUGGGGAGAUGUGUAAAUGAGGUGUCUUCUGCUGAUGCCUCUUUCACAAUGCUGCAGAGCAUUACAGGCUGUAGAUACCAAAGAGUUGCUAUUUAGCCAAAACCCAAGGCACCUUAAAUACAGGCAGGUUACAGUUCACUUUGCCAGGGAUGUGAAGUGGUCUUCACAGUUGGCAGGAAUAAUUCACAGAGACCAGGUACACAGGGGGGAAAAGGUAUUUUUGGUACUGAGCGGAGCCAAAAGGCUCAUGAAACACAAGGAUAGUAGCAGGCUGUGAAUUAGUCACUUAUUCAAAAAGUGAUUUUAAUAAAAGGGAAACAUUCCCAAA
Sceloporus undulatus (fence lizard) is the source of this 3000-nucleotide messenger RNA. RefSeq names its product RAS related (gene RRAS). Gene Ontology annotation, cellular component: plasma membrane. The transcript is spliced from 6 exons. Gene Ontology annotation, biological process: signal transduction. The coding region runs from base 429 to 1040 and encodes 203 amino acids. Gene Ontology annotation, molecular function: GDP binding; GTPase activity; GTP binding. Lineage: Eukaryota; Metazoa; Chordata; Lepidosauria; Squamata; Phrynosomatidae. The record is from RefSeq and is a predicted model, not a curated record.